Molecule: messenger RNA, 276 nt
Organism: Linum trigynum
Lineage: Eukaryota; Viridiplantae; Streptophyta; Magnoliopsida; Malpighiales; Linaceae
Source: the annotation of a GenBank genome assembly
AUGUUGGCUUAUUAUCGGCAGGCGAUUGAUUUUUUGACCCCUCAGCACUCGCACCCACAGAUACUGAGUGACAGCCGACCUCGUCACGACAUCACGGAUGCUGAUACGUUGUCACGCAAGAUGUGGAUUGAGAUAUCUCCCGGGAUGGAUGCUGAACAGGGUAGUAGGGAGGAGUGGAUGGCUAGCGCCAACGAGUAUUACGACUUAUGUCAUGGAGUUGGGGACAUGUGGCCCGAGUUUAGGAGGAAGUCGGGUUUUCUAACACCUCCACAGUAG